AUGGUUUCGUUGUGGGUGGAGGGUACUUUCCUGCCCCCUGGCUUUGGGUUUGCCCACGUGGCUUGCUCUGGCCAUGGAAUGAAGCAGAAACGAAAGGCUGCCAGUUCCGAGUCCACGUCUGAAGUCGCUUUAGGUGGUUCCGCGGGCCCCGUGCGCUCCCACCUUCACCCAGAGGGCCUUCUCUGGUGCAGCCGCUUCUUCAGUCUCCGCCCAAAAGGAACGGAGCCCCCUGGCCAAUCCGCAGACCUACAGGGAGCCACAGAGCGCAGCGGCUGGUCCAGCGUUCAAGCCCAAGCACAGGCCUGCCAGAACCUUGUUCCAGCCGCCGUUUAG
Molecule: messenger RNA, 333 nt
Organism: Pongo pygmaeus (Bornean orangutan)
Lineage: Eukaryota; Metazoa; Chordata; Mammalia; Primates; Hominidae
Exons: 1
Coding region: 1-333 (110 amino acids)
Source: RefSeq, a predicted model, not a curated record